AUGCCGAACCCAAAGAAGAGGGCAGAAAAGGCAGAGGCAGCUUCUGGCAAGAAAAAUGCAGCAGAAUCAGUCAAAAAGGCCGCACAGGAGGAUGAGCAGUGGUCCAAAGGUGCAAAGGGAACAUCCAAGGCAGACAAGGAUGCAGAGAAGCGUGCAGAGCAACUGAGGAAGAAGGAAGAAAAGGCAAAGCUUGAGGCGGAAGAGGCAAAGAGCCUUCCGAGCAAGCCGACUGCCGCCGCUCGAGGCGCCGACAAGGCUGCCGCACGCAAGACUGGCAAGAUUGAUGAUUUCAUGAAGGAUGCGGGCCUAUCAACAGCCAAGGCUCCUGGCUUGUCUGCAACGAAUAUCGACGAUGCGCUGGAUGCAUUGACCUUGUCGAGUAAGGCGAAUAAAGGGUCCAAGGGGCUGUCUGCAUCAGAUAUUGAUCGCCACCCAGAGAGACGCUUCAAAGCUGCUUAUGCUGCCUUUGAAGAACGCAGGAUAGCGGAGAUGAAGGCAGAGAAGAGCGGACUCCGGCUGCAGCAGAUGAAGGAUGUGGCAUACAAGGAGUUCUCCAAGCAUCCUGACAACCCAUUCAACCAGGUCACUGCGGAUCACAAUGCAAGCAAGGAGGAGUUGGCUGCGAUUGCUGCUGCGGAACGGAAGAAGGUCGAGGAUAGGUUGGCGAAGUAG
Messenger RNA from Protomyces lactucae-debilis, 672 nucleotides. RefSeq lists its product as uncharacterized. The record is from RefSeq and is a predicted model, not a curated record. The coding region runs from base 1 to 672 and encodes 223 amino acids. Gene Ontology annotation, cellular component: nucleus. Gene Ontology annotation, biological process: transcription by RNA polymerase II. Gene Ontology annotation, molecular function: transcription coactivator activity. NCBI's taxonomy places the organism in Eukaryota, Fungi, Ascomycota, Taphrinomycetes, Taphrinales, Protomycetaceae. The transcript has 2 exons.